AAUUAAUGUCCUAACAGAAAAAUCAAAAGAAUGUUGUAGUAUACAAUUAUGAACCUCAUCCAAAGACCUUGACUGAAUAAGGUAACAAUAUUCAGUAAUCUCAAAUACAACCUGAUGAUUCACCCUUUAAUGUUUCUAAAAUUUUGAAAGCUAAACAAUAACAAAGCAACAUUUUUCAUCUGCCUUAACAGGAUCUAGUAGAUUAUAGUAAAGUAACACCAAAUUAACAUGCUGAAAGUAAAAUAAUAAAAUAUAUAGUAGAAAUAUUGCCAUAUGAUAUGUUCUGGUGGAAUAGUUAGAAUUUGAAAGAAAAUAAGAAAACUGAUGUAAAUUCUCCUAUAAUUACUAAUGUUCACAUGAUUUAAAGCAGACCUUAGACUUCCACAUAAUAGAGAGUUAAUACAGAGUCAGUUUCCAAUAAUUAAUAAUUAACUGAAUAAUAAUUCCUUCAAAUUUAAUAAUAACAAUAUUAGUAAUUUUUACUAUAACAGCAACAAAUCAAAAAUUAAUUAUAGUUGUAACAAAAUGAAAAAUAAAAACAAUAGUUGAAUCAAUAAUAAGAAAAUCCAUAUAAUGUAAUUAAAGAACAUAACCAAAUGAUUGAGACUGCUUCAUUUGCUGGAUAAGAUAAUCAUUAAGGAGUGUUUUCAUAACAACCGAAUUCAUAAUAAUAGCCAAACUAAUCAUAAUUAUCUAAUUAGUUAUAAAAUCCAGCAAAGGUAUAUGAUAAAGUCAAUAAUCCAAAUUCUGAGUUGAAAUAAAAAAACCCUAAUUUCUCAGAUGUAUUUGGAAAUGGUUUAGAAAAAUAUUAUUAAUAAAAGCCAUAGUAAAAUAGCGGAAAAAAAUAAUAGGUUGAUUAUAUGUAAGAGAGUGAAUUAUAUGGUGUUAAAUAUCAUUAAAGAUAAAUGUUGAAAGGUAUGAGUUCAUAAAUGGACACUCAUUAAUAUUAUGGUUAAAUGUUAGAUAAAUAAUCACAAGAUUAAAUUAAAUCAAAGCAACCAAAAAGUAAAUCAUAGUCUCCAUAGGCUUCUCCAGGCAAAAACCUUGAAUAAGAUGAAAAACUGUUUCCCAAGCCUUUCUAUACAGAAUUAAGCAUAAGAGGUAUGGGAAAGGAUGUUAAUUGGGAUAAAUUAAGUGGAUAAUUAAAUGGCGUUUAAAUAUCAUUAGUAGAUAUUACAGUUGUAAAGGAUAAAUAAGGAAAAAUUAAAAAUCAUAAAAUAAUAAUUAAACAUUUUGAUUAAGGAAAUUUAUAAUUGGUUAAAUAAUGGGUUAUUACACAGGGUGGUAGAAUAGUAGAUGAAAGAUUAUUGGAAUCAGAAGAGGAAUUCAAAAAAAUGAUCAAAUUAAAAGAAGGUCCUAAACAAAGACCUAUGAGAAUUGCUGAGGAAAAAGAAAAAUUGAAGCAGUAAAAAAAAAGACCACAAAGUGCAAUACCCGUUUAAAAAUAAAAGAAAUGA
Messenger RNA from Paramecium sonneborni, 1457 nucleotides. NCBI's taxonomy places the organism in Eukaryota, Ciliophora, Oligohymenophorea, Peniculida, Parameciidae. The record is from the annotation of a GenBank genome assembly.